Molecule: messenger RNA, 1333 nt
Organism: Populus euphratica (Euphrates poplar)
Lineage: Eukaryota; Viridiplantae; Streptophyta; Magnoliopsida; Malpighiales; Salicaceae
Product: myb-related protein 330-like
Exons: 3
Coding region: 109-1203 (364 amino acids)
Source: RefSeq, a predicted model, not a curated record
CUAGAGCCAGCCCCCUCUCUCUCCCUUGAACAACCUUGUCCCCUUCCUUAUAAUUAAGCCCUAAACACAAGUACAAUUGCAAAGAAAAGGAACAUAGUAUCAGUAACAAUGGGAAGAGUACCUUGCUGUGACAAAAAUGGACUCAAGAAAGGUCCUUGGACCCCAGAAGAAGAUCACAAGCUCAUCAGUUUUAUUCAACUUCAUGGACCUGGCAACUGGCGGUCCCUCCCCAAAAAUGCAGGGCUUCAAAGAUGUGGAAAGAGCUGUCGCCUUCGUUGGACAAAUUACCUGCGACCUGAUAUCAAGAGAGGAAGAUUUUCAUUUGAAGAAGAAGAGACUAUAAUUCAACUUCACAGUGUUUUGGGAAACAAGUGGUCAGCUAUAGCAGCUCGUUUGCCAGGAAGAACUGACAAUGAAAUCAAGAAUUACUGGAAUACUCAUAUAAGAAAAAGGUUGCUUAGAAAUGGAAUUGAUCCUGUGACUCAUGCCCCGCGUCUUGAUUUUCUUGACAUAUCCUCCAUUUUAACUUCAGCUUUGCGCAACCCAUCAACACUUCUCAAUCUGUCAACCUUGGUGGGCAACACUCAAGCCCUACUAAAUCCUAAUAUUUUAAGACUAGCCACCACUCUAUCAUCAUUGAAACAAGAAAAUUCGGAAAAGUUUUUGCAGAAACUACAAGAAAACCAGCUUCUCAACCCACUGUUACAAAACCAAGGUGUACCUGCAUUAUUAUCACAACCUAGGCAGUUUCAUAAUCUAGUUCAACAAGUUACUGCCUGUACCACUGCUACUACAUCUACUGGCGGGUUUAUAGACCAAAAAACACAAGUCAUGCAAGCAAACGUAGAAGGGUUUUCGUCGAAUCCGACGAGCACUUUCAGCUGUCAAAAUUCCCCAGAAAACUUCUUGCCUUCAAGUUUGAAUGAGAGUUUGGUUUCACUGCCAAACUUUUAUUGCAAUAGUACUACUCCAGAUCCUACAUUUCCUGAACUUGGAGAGUGCUCAGGAUUCCAAUCAGCAAACAAUGGAUAUCAGAACUUCAGCAUCGACUCAGUUAUAUCAACGCCUUUAAUGAGCCCGGAUCCAUUGAAUUCACCAUCAACUUAUCUCAACAGCAGCAGUACUGAGGAUGAGAGGGAGUGCUACAGCAGCUUGCUGAAGUUUGAAAUUCCUGAGAGUUUGGACAUUGAUGAUUUCCUGUAAAUAUAUAAUAUCCUAAAAUAUGAUAGAUAAUGUAAGGCUAGAGUGAGGUUUUUUGUUGUUUUUGUUUUGAAUUCUCAGUAUUUAUGUUCAUAUAUGCAUACAUAUGAAAUUUGUUAUAUUUUUUUUCUUU